Molecule: messenger RNA, 3370 nt
Organism: Larimichthys crocea (large yellow croaker)
Lineage: Eukaryota; Metazoa; Chordata; Actinopteri; Sciaenidae
Gene: casp7
Product: caspase 7, apoptosis-related cysteine peptidase
Exons: 7
Coding region: 160-1092 (310 amino acids)
Biological process (GO): apoptotic process; proteolysis; execution phase of apoptosis
Cellular component (GO): cytoplasm
Molecular function (GO): cysteine-type endopeptidase activity
Source: RefSeq, a predicted model, not a curated record
CUGACGUAAUGACGUAUCUUGGAGACGUCGAUCCAAACUUUCGCUUUCUCCUGAAGUUUACGUGCGGAACAGAAACUCGGUUAAAGCUGCGGAGAAGGAGGCACAGACCACAGGAAACUACCGUGACAGAGCAAAAACACACAGGAGAAAAACAAAAGUAUGUCUGGAGAACCGGCUCAGCCGACUGAUGUCGGAGAUGAAGGGAAGCUGAGCGGGGACGAGACAGACGCCAAGCCUGACCGCAGAGGAAGGUUUCUGCUGUUUGGGAGUAAGAAGAAUAAGGAUGGCCAGACGCGGGAGCAGGACUACUCUUCUGAAAGCCAUUACAGAAUUGUUUCACCAACAUUCCAGUAUAAGAUGAGCCACCAGCGAGUGGGCAAGUGUAUCAUCAUCAAUAACAAAAACUUUGAUGAGAAGACAGGCAUGAACGUGCGCAAUGGCACAGACCGAGACGCCGGUGAGCUGUUCAAAUGCUUCAAGAGCCUGGGCUUCGAUGUCUUCAUCUACAAUGAUCAGACAUGUGAGAAGAUGGCACGUCUUCUCAAAGAAGCCUCGGAGGAAGACCAUAGUGACAGCUCGUGUUUCGCCUGUAUCCUGCUAAGCCAUGGUGAGGAGGGCAUGAUCUACGGAACGGACGGAGCCAUGCCCAUCAAGACCAUGACCUCAAUGUUCAGGGGGGACAUGUGCAAAAGCUUAGUUGGGAAGCCAAAACUCUUCUUCAUCCAGGCUUGUCGGGGUUCCGAAUUCGAUGAUGGUAUACAGACUGAUUCAGGUCCGCCAAACGAUACCCUGGAGACAGAUGCAAAUCCAAGACAUAAGAUCCCUGUAGAGGCAGAUUUCCUGUUUGCCUACUCCACUGUGCCAGGGUAUUACUCAUGGAGGAACCCUGGGCGCGGCUCCUGGUUCGUCCAGGCGCUCUGCAACGUCCUCAACGAGUUUGGCAAGCAGCUGGAGAUAAUGCAGAUCUUGACACGGGUCAACUAUAUGGUGGCCACAAGCUUUGAGUCCUGGUCUGAAGACCCACGCUUCAGUGAGAAGAAGCAGAUUCCCUGUGUGGUCUCUAUGCUGACGAAAGAACUGUAUUUCAACUAAACCACGGGCCUAUCUGACUUGACUGACUGACUCGACUGACUGACAUAGUUAAAGCAUUCAGGGAUGAUUCGGGCCCAGCGGGACACUGCACAUUUGGAGCACAUAUGACGUUUUGCAUGUGUAGUUGGGUCUGAAAUCUGUGAGAGUUUUUUUUUUUUUUUUUUUUUAAAGUGGCACUCCUCGUUCAUGUGUUGAUGGUGAAACUUCUUCUUCUUCUUCAGGUUAUUCUUUAGAAUAAUGGCGUCACAUUUGAUCUGAUCUUUUUAUUUGACAGGCAUUGUGAAUAUCCAUGUUAUUCUACCAGCCCCGGAAAAUUUGCUGCCAGUUUUUGUGGGUUUGGGGGAAUCAUAUCUGAAUAUGCGUCUCUCCAUUUUCCAGCAUUUGCAAUAGAUGUAUUAAAAAGGAACUGUUCAGAGAGGAUAAACUGGAAUAAUUGACAUUUAGUGUUCUGAGAGAAGUCUUUCCAGAGCCAUCUGAAAAACCAUAAAUCCGUCUAAUGCAGUGCAAUGAAUUUGUUCAGUGUACCAUACUCACUGUCACUAUUACACAGUGAAAUAAAUUGAAAACGUUGAAUGUUUUCAAAGCCCUCGUUAAUCAAUCUUAUCCUUUUAAGUCACCUAAUAUAAUUUAGCAAAAGCAGCCCAAAUGGGAGCUCUUUUGAAAUGCACAAGUCAGUUUAUGUACAUCUUCAUUAGGAACAGGUAGAGUGAUUACAAACGGUUAAAAUUAGCAUAGGACAGACGAGGGAGUCGCCUUAAUUACAAACCUCGUCUAAGACAUGGUUAAAGGGAAACACAAAAAUCUGGAAAAUAGAUCAGAUCAUUUUCAGCUAUCUGUGUUUGAAUGUUUUCAGCUGUCGACAGCGAUAAAAGAAAGAAAAAACAACACUUCUCUAAAGCGGAAACACGAUGCUUUUUGCCAUAGGCUCAGUGUCUCAGCCUUCCCAGCAAGUUUAAGUUGGUAGCAGCACGCUGGCAUCCUCAGGUUCUUUAAUGUCCCAUAACGUGGGUAAAUGUAACAUUAAAAUGUCAUAUAUGUAUAGCUGGGAAGGUGUAAUCGUUCGCUGUGUAGUGAUUAGUUCCAUAUUAUUUUGGGUCAAGUGCGUAGUACAUAAUCCACACGAUUAUUUGAAAUUUGAUAAGUUUUCUCAGCGUGAUGUUGAAGACUUCACUCGCUUGUUGUUCAACCCCGAGUAAGUGAAGUUCAUGUAUUUGCAGAUGAUAAAUAUUACGCACUUGUCUUAUUAGUCAGGGUCCAACAAAUCGGUUUGUGAAUUUCCCUUUUUUCAAUCAUUAAAGUUAAACAUUCGUCUUUAAUAGAUAAUAGGAAACAUGCUGUAUGAUUUUUUACGCCAGAAGGAGAAUUUAAAAAAAUGUGGGAAAUAUCAUAAUUUAGCUGGACCACGGCCCAAAGCACAAAUGCCACAUCAUUUCACUGUAUAUUAGUGUUGUGCAUUGUCAUCACAUACAUUACACUCUAAUAAGAGGUACCCAGCAAAGUCUUUAAAAAAGUGAUCUUUGAUUUAGAAAGAUGUAAAAGCCCAAAUCCUAUAGAAAAAAAUAUAAAUUGCUUUUAUACCUUGUUUUUAAGCACUUAGUGCAUUAUAACAAGUUGUUUGCCUAAUACUGAAAUAAUUUAGUAAAUGGAUUAUUUUUAUUGAGUUGUACGGUAAAAUCUAAAAUUAAUAUUUUGAAUAUUAUAGACAUUUGCUGAUGGUCAUUACAACUUGCACAAAGUUCGUCAAUGCAAACGUGCUGUGUUAGCGUCCCAAAGUCUGUCAAUCACAGAGGCAGCUAUUACUGGUGGUGACAAGUCCAAACAUACACAAUCUCAUUGUUGCUGCAAUGUUAUUAUUCACAUGACUGCAUGUGUCAGUAACUUAGGGGGAAAUGCAAUAGCUUUAAUUUGUCAUAUUUUCCCCUUUUUACUCCUUGUAUUUUUAUCAGUUGUUUUUUUUUAUUUUUUUUAUUUUUAUUUUGAUAACACUCACAUGAUAUUUAUAGUUGCCAGAGGUGUGAUCAGCACUGGCAGUUAAGAUACAUGUCCCAUUCUACACCCAGUGCAUUUGUCCAAUACAGCCACAACUCUUGAAUCCUCUCGACACAUGGAUCUCUGAUCAGUGAUGUGGUGCCCAACCUGUGCUGAAAGGAGUGUUUGCUCCACUUGUUUUGGAAUGGAGUUCAUUGGAGGAGGGAAAAUAUAUAUAUAUAUUUUUAAAAGUAAAAUUUUAAAUGCUUUCCAGUGUUAAAUGCUGUUGUCCUCAGGAAUAUUUUGAAAA